This is a messenger RNA of Engraulis encrasicolus (European anchovy), 4826 nucleotides long. It is a transcript of the gene eeig1a, whose product is annotated as estrogen-induced osteoclastogenesis regulator 1a. The transcript is spliced from 12 exons. NCBI's taxonomy places the organism in Eukaryota, Metazoa, Chordata, Actinopteri, Clupeiformes, Engraulidae. Bases 651 to 1781 code for a protein of 376 amino acids. The record is from RefSeq and is a predicted model, not a curated record.
AGCGGAGCAGCCUACAAAAGUGAUUCGUAGAACAUCAUUCUCACAAUAGUUGUAAAUCUAGUGUUUUUAAAAUAGACUGUUGUAUUUAGUGCUAUUGGCAGCGUCUUUAGCUACUUUAAAAGGAAAACCGUCACCUCGCUGCGCGUUAAGGGUGCGUUUUGCGCACUUUGACACAAACUCGGUGCCACAUCAUAGUGAGGGCUAACCAUCUUUUGGGUUUCAUUGUGUGGCUCUUGUUUGUUAAAUUGAGAUUAGAGGAGCCACUCACAUGCAACAAACAUCGACAGAGACUUGUCUGUCAGCAGUGGAGGUCUUGUUGAUCUUGUUUGAAACACAAGGCGAAGUCGUUCAAUGGUGAGCCGAGCACGAAGAAGGGCUCAAACAAUCGAGUGCAGGAGUAGGUUGCCAAAGUCUUCCACAACACAAGGCUUAUGAGAGCUGGUGGUUCCGGAGGAGUCUUCCUAGGUGAACGGAGAUGCAGACGAAAGAAGUGAUAAAUACCAAAGACUUCCAGGCCCCGGACUGAGAGCUGUUGAAGGUUUUUCACUCCAGGCAAUGCUCGUCACAAAGUUUGUUUUUAAUAAUUGAAACCUCGGUUGGUGUUGUCGGUUUCGGUUGGAGCGCUGCAUGCAGCGUAUGUCUGAGGAUCAAUGGCGUUUCUAAUAAAGAAGAAGAAAUUUAAGUUUCAAACAUAUUUCACACUCGAAGAACUGACAGCCGUGCCCUUUGUGAAUGGAGUUCUCUUCUGCAAAAUCAGACUGCUGGAUGGAGGAGACUUUGCAAAAUCUUCCUCAAGAGAGGAGGUGCAGGAGAACUGCGUGCGCUGGCGCAGGAGGUUCUCCUUCGUGAGUAAGAUGAGUGCCAACCCCACCACCGGCAUCCUAGACCCCUGCAUCUGCAGAGUGUCUGUUCGCAAGGAGCUGAAAGGAGGAAAGGCGUAUGUAAAGCUGGGCUUUGCAGACCUGAACCUGUCUGAGUUUGCAGGUUCUGGCUCUACUGUGCGUUGCUGUCUGCUGGAGGGCUAUGACACUAAGAACACCCGACAGGACAACUCCAUACUGAAGGUGACCAUUGGUAUGACUCUUUUGUCUGGGGAUCCCUGCUUUAAGACUCCCCCCAGCACGGCCAAGACUAUUGUGGUGUCGGGUAGAGACACCUCCCUGCAGCUGGACUGUAAAGGGGAGGGCACGGCCACACCCAAUGAGAUGCCGGCUCGCCUGGCCAAGCACCGCCCAUCAGUGCUCAGCACAGGUCUGCCAGAGGAGGGGGAGCAGUGUGUCUCCAGUCCUGAUGAGUCCUUCCACACGGGUCACUCCAGAAACUCCAGCUACGCCAGCCAACAGAGCAAGCUGUCCGGUUACAGCACAGAACACUCCUGCUCGUCCAGUCUGUCUGACCUGACCCACCGCCGGAACACCUCCACGGGCAGCAGUGCGUCCGCUGGCUUCGGCAUCACCGCUGAGACCCCGUUGGAGGUCGAGUCCCGCCCAGAGAGACCCCCCAGGCCCCCUCGCCCCGUCCUGCCCAAUAACAGGCCUCCCAGGAGGAAGCAGGACUCUGUGGAAAGCCACCCCACUUGGGUGAACGACACGCGCAUGGAUGCCGACGAUAUUGUGGAGAAGAUCGUUCAGAGCCAGAACUUUGCUGACAUCAGCAACACUGAAGACAGCAACCUGCGUCUGUUUGUGAGCCGAGAUGGCACCACCGCUCUCAGUGGCACUCAGCUGGGCAACAGGGUGACGGCUGGUGUGUAUGAGCCGGUAGUGAUCGAGAGCCACUAGGACCCAGAAGGCCGCUAGGACCCAGAAGUGGACCAAGAUUCCACAGCACCAUCCGGGAGCAGGACAUAAACCAGUCUCUCUGAUAGGCUGUACAUCAGCUGGCCUGUUUCUGUCUGUCUGUCUGUCUGUCUGUCUGUCUGUCUGUCUGUCUGUCUGUCUGUCUGUCUGUCUGUCUGUCUGUCUGUCUGCCUGUCUGUCUGUCAGUGAGUCUUUCUCUCAUCUGCCAUUCAGACUAUUACCACUCAACCUCAUCAAACCACUUUUCCUCAUCGCUGAGGACACAUUUACUCCUCGAGGGCUUUGUCUCUCUGGACCUUAAGCCUUUUCCGUUUGAGGGGCUCUGUGUCUCUGGAUCUCAACCCUAAGCACUAGCGAGGUGUCCUUUGGAAGAUGUGCACUGUGCGGAGGAGAGAUUCUCUGCAGACUGAAUGAACCAAGGACUUGACAGGAUCAGUCAGACUAACUUCUUUUUUCGGAGGAUCGCCGUGCCUACACCAUGACUAUGAGAGAUUGAAGACUGAGGACAUUCAAGGAAGCAUUUCUCAGGCCAAAAUCACUACUAUCCACAUGGUCGCCACCCCACUCCAGCACAAUGUUUUGAUUAUGUACAAUUCCAACAGUCACCGUGGGAACAAGCCGAACUACUUCCUUCCGUCCUUUGCUGUGGCCUCUGGCCUUCUGAUGCAAGGGUCAACCACAAUGUUUUAUUCAAUAUCUGGCAAAAGCACAAUUCAAAGGCAAUCCUGGUCAAUUGGGAUAUUGAAUGGGGAAAGGCCAGCCAAAUUUAUCCCUGCAUUUUCUCCAUGGAGGCAGGGCAGCACUAAGGCAAAAGGCCACAUGAACGUACAGGAAUAAGUAGUUUGCGUGCCAUCCCUUCACCAUGUUUUUUUGUUUUAAGUGGUUCCUUACUCAACCAUGGAUGAUUGAUAUCAAGUGUAUAGUUCCCAGACCAACUACACCUAGUGGACCAUUCAUGGUCCCUUACACAGCACACUCCCUAUACACUCACUAUGAGAACCUCUGCAUGUGUUGUUGAUGGGAUCUCAUGUGGUGAUUGCCUUUUGUAUUGUGUGUAUGUGGUGUGCUUUCCACUAAGGUGUUUUGAUGGGUGAUGAUUGGGCAAUAGGGUUUAAUUAAUGAAUGAGCCAUAGCUUAAUGUGGAGGCUGAAUACUGUGUGAGUGGGUGGAUUUGUGUGUCUGUCAUAUUUGUCUUCCUGGAGUGUCGGCCGGUCCGAGCACUAUGAGUGGAAAACCAACAUGGCUGCUAGCAGGCUCCUCCACGACUUUAUCACAGUAAUGGUGUUGGUCAGGGAGGUUUGGUGUUAUUGAAGGGAAGAUUUGUAUUGCACUCUUUUUCUGUCCUCUUUCCACCAUUCCCCUUUCUCUCUCUUUGUCCAUCACUUGCUAUCAUCAUCUCUCUCUGCUUUUACUGUAUAUUACACACACACACACACACACACACACACACACACACACACACACACACACACACACACACACACACACACACACACACACACACACACACACACACACACACACACACACACACCAUGUUAUUGUCAGCUCUGUCCAUCCAUGUUAGCUUGUGAAUUAACUGAGCCCUCUUUGUUGUACUGUUCUGCAUUCUGUGUUCUCUAUUCUACUGUUCUUUAUUCUAUGUUCUACCCUUCUAUGUUGUUCUACCGCGAUGUGCCAUCUGAUGUGCUGAGAGUUUCUCUUGAGUGUUGGAAGCCAGAGGCUGGUCCUGCUGAGCCUGAAAAUGAUCAUCUUGGGGAUCUCGAAAGUUUUUAUUGCCUAUAUGUUCAGUUGCAGAGAUCUGCUGUAUGCGUGCGUGCACACAUUUGUGUAUUCCUCCUUUCUGCUCACAACGGAUUUAGUUUAUUUUCAGGUCUCAAUAUAGUUCCAACUGCAUGCUGUACAUGAGUACAUAUUUUCUUGUUUGUCAGAAUUUGCUUGUCACUAGUAUUUUCGGGCACCUUUCUCCUCGUUGACUUGACCUGUUUCUGAUAACAACCUAGUUAGCCAGUGCCUCUGAUGGAAAUGCUAGCCAUACUUGUGCCAACUCAAAGGUCUGAGACACUGGUAAGACGCAAACACUGUGCUCACUCUAUGACCCAACAAGUCUCUAUAGCUCUAUUUGAGAUGGUGUUUUUUUUAAUGAAGGAUCUGCUUUUUCUGAUCAACCAGCUGGCUGGUUGAUGCUUUGUUUGUUUUUUAAGAUAAGCAUGAGGUUAACACUACUCUUCAAAGCCAAGUUUACAGCCAACAUAUGUUGUGAUAUAUAUUCCAGCAUAUUGUGAAGCUAGUGAAUGAAUGAUGUGUUCAGAUUCAAUGUUCUUUAUCUAUGCCAACUUGUGAGAGAAACCGGGUCAUGUGUAAAGCUGUUGAAAUGAACGGAGUUCCUGAGUAUUUUUACAAAGCUACAUAGCAGUGAAGUCAAUUUUGCUCACACAGACAAUGGCUUCCUUUUAUUUACCAUCAAUUAUUUUCUCUGUGCUGUAAACAUAACACUGAUGUUCAGCUAUAUUUCAUACAAAUGCAUCGUGGAACUGACCUGUCUACGACCAAUGAGAUUGAGUUCUGGACUCAAAUGAUGGUUACCUUUUAGUCCAAAUUUCACAAGUUUCUAUCUUGUUUAAUUUUUAAGGUGUGUUUUUAAGAUGUAUUAUCUCAGAUUUCGCAGUCCCUGAAGAGGCCACUCUGAGAGUAAUUUGAGUACAGUGAAGUCUCUGUCCAUGCUGUUUAAUUUCCAUAGCUUACAGAUGCAUGGCCUGUCUCGGGUCAUAUGAAGUUCAUUUCAACAGCAAAGAAAGACCUGCUAAACAAAAUUCACCAUCUUCUAGACUUAUUUUUCAGUCUUUAUAGAAAGAAUCAAGUGCUAUGCACAAAUCAUAUAGCAUAUAACAUAAGCUAACAUUGUCUCAUAUUUUAGUACAGUAACUUAUGGACACAGAUUUAUAUCAUUUUAACAAAAUUCUUUAUAUACAAAUGUGUAGCUAAAUAUUUUUGUGAAUUUUAAGAAAUAAAAUUUCAUUAAUUGAA